UGCUUGCAUUCACCUGCCCGGGGGUGCUGAAUUCCCGUUGUUGGGGCGGGGGGAGAAGAGAAAGUAAGGGCAAAUUCAGAGAACUACAAAGCACUUAAGCAGGGCUUGUAGCUGAUAGGGAUGGAUAAUGCGGUUCUACGAAGCGCUUAGGUAUGUGUGUUUUUUGUUAGCAGUUGUGCGGAAGUGAAGUGCUCCCUUUGCGUGGUGGGCAUUCAGGCUCUGGCUGAGAUGAACCGAUGGAGAGAGGUUCUGUCCUGGGUCCUGCAGUACUACCAUCACCCUGAGCAGCUGCCUCCAAAAAUCCUGGAGCUGUGUAUCCUGUUAUACAGCAAAGUGAGAGAGCCCCAGGUGAUGCUGGAGGUUGGCAGUAGCUGGCUGAGGGACCAAACCAAUAAGAGCCUGCCUGAGUAUGUCUCAUUGCUGGAGCUGUAUCUGCUGCACGUGCUGCUUCCACUUGGCCGAUUUGAGGGGGCAGAAGAGCUUGUGUACAGCUGUGAUGUUCUUGACAGUGAGCAGAAGCUGGCAUUUGUUGAGACCAUUUGUGAAAAGCGAUGUCAGUGGACUCAACAGGAGGAAAUGCACUCAGCUCAUGAUGAGCAGGAGGACAAAGCAACAGAGACUGUUUUGGCUUUUCUGAUCUGUGUUCUAGGUGUUCUGUCCCAAAAGCUCUUGACCAUGCUGACUUUGCUACGAAGAACACUAAGGUCCAUGUCAAGCCACUUCUAUUUACUUCCUUAUAAAAAGAUGCUCUUGGCUACUUUUCUGCUGUACCUGGUAGUGGUGAGAUUAGACCCAGCUUCUCCUACGUCCUUGCCGUUCAUUUGCAAACUGGUGCAGCUCUUCCGACAGGCUUGGGCAGCUGUGUUGUCUCCAAUCCACAGGCCUCCAAUUCAAGACUAAAUGUCUUCUGGCUCUGCUCCUGUGUCAGCUUGUCUCGAGGACUUUAUGAAGUUCUUCAAGGGCUGUUGAAAUCAGUGUCCUAGUAGAGAUGACCACCACUGUGAUCUCCUGUGAAGUGGUCCUCUUCUUUCUUCAGGCAGGAAAUGAUGGUGUAUGAAUUUUGAAGCCAUGCCAAGUAUUCCUGACGUCACCUUGGCUAUUCAGCGCCAUUCUGUCCAACAUUGGAGUAAAGCCACUCCUUCCGUAAUCUACAGUUGAUUAAGAUCCUCCUUUUGAAACACUUUGCUUUGGGUGUGGCUCUUGAGUGAGAGUUCUGUAGACAGUUACGAAGUAUGAUGCCUGUUUGGAAGAUGGUUCCGUCCUUGUAAAUACCAUGCAGUUCCCUGAACAGCUGAAACAGCAUUCGUGGAAGCAGGAAUGUUAAAGGCAGCAAAGUAUCAGUAAUUAGAGGGAAUAUUCUGUUUUGUCUCAAGACAUCUCAAAUCCCAGUUCCUCUAGUAUGGGGCUGAGGACAAGUACAUGGGAGAAAAACACUGCAAGAAACAAAACCUAUUGUAUUUUGAACACCAUGGUUUCUCUUGUGACUGAUGCCUCCUCAUACAGGGGCUCUCAAUUUUAAUCAUAUCUAUGGCAGAAAGCCUGGCUGGUUUGCUGCAAGUACAGCUGUGCUGCACCUACAGUUCUAAAAUGCAGAUUACAGUACCUUGUACUUGCCUGGUGCAUAGUAAUCUAUGUAAUCAUAGUAGGCGCCUGUGCCAGUGGUAAUGUAAUUUUUUUUUUUUUAAAUUAUGUUCCAUAUUAUUGUUUAGUUGAAGCACUGAUGUUGUUGCAUUGUUUUACUCUUUCCCUACCUCUUUCCCUACCUCUUUCCUACCUAUUACUCUUUACCUACCUUUAUGAAGAUUCAAAAAGUCCCAUUAUGUCUAGAAACCUUCCUCCUAUGCCCGUGAAGUCCUAAUUUACAUGGUAACCAUUCAGCAAUGCUCUAUCAUUCAGAGCAAACAAAUCUUUGAUGGAAGCUCUGAGAUCCCCACAGAUGUGGCAAGAAAGUUACUGCCUUUACAGAGGGUCUUACCAGGCUGACGCUGUUUCUGAUCACCUGGGGCAGAGAUUGGAGGUCUGCAGGAGAACAAUUAAUUCCCAUAGAUUGACAAUAACUCCCAUAGUGAAUAAGUGCCAAGGGAGAGAGCAUUGACUAUUUCAACAUUGCUUCUACUGGAGCAAGCUGCACGUGUGCUGGAGAGAACAAGUUAGAGCCAUGUGGCGAAUGUAGCCAGCUAUCCCAGAAUCUGUGCCAAGAUGAUUCAGGCUGACCAACGUCAGCCAAAACUACAGAAACUAAGCCACCUUUUUGGCGGCCAAUUUCUAUCCAACAUACCAAGCUUGUGUAAAGUAGCCAAUAUAGGUCCCACUGCAAUGUCUUACCCUGAUAGCCUCCUUCGAAUCAAUCAUUUGUUUCUAGCAAUAGUUCUACACAGAUAGCAGCUAUUUCUGUUUUCUUUACAAGGAUAGCAGCCUGUUGGCAUACUCUGUCACUUUGCAGCCUACCAGAACAUUUGGAAAAGUCUAUGUCUUUACUGCUAGAAGUCUUGUUCUGUUUAGAUUGUUCUAGAGUUAUCCUGAUAGAGAAAUACUCCGGUGUUAGUGUGAGAUAAAGUGGGGCGCCCAUGAAUGCAGAAAGCAGUCAUCACCUUACCUUACCAUCUCAGGUAAACAAAAGAUUAAAACCACAAGACAUUCCUAUCCUCUCUCCCCUGGAAUUUUUGUCUCCAGCUGGAUUUUACACCAGGACAAGUAGCACAUAAUGCUUCACCAAAUUAAAAAUAUAAAUAUAUGUUUAUCAUAUACUGUGUAUACAGGGAGGAGCAGUUCUUGAUACUGCUAGAUGAUUUAUGUAAUCUAUCAGUGUAGCUAUGCUUCCCUACAGCCAGCACUUGAUGAAAAGCCAGGUAGAAUCCAACACAGAGGGUCUGGCUGGAGUUGAGUUCCUCCAGAAAGUGACUGGGUUGCAUCUACUGGCUGCCUAGUUGCAAGACCUUGCUCUAAAAAACUGGUAAACCAGUUUAUGAAACAAUAAAUUUCCCUUUGAAGACAGGCUAAAUUCUAGAUGAUACAUGACCGUUCAGCUAACAACCACUUUUUUAAUCUCAAUUUCUGUUAACACUUCCAGUUAAAUCGCAGAGCUGCAUUUUGGGGACUGGGUUCAGUGGGUAGACCGUCUGCUAUGUGUAGAGCCCUAGCUCUGUUAAAUAUCACAGCUAUUCAUUUACCAAAACUCUAACAUUUAAUUUGAUUUUAUUGGUUGGUUAGCAACCUCUGCUUCUUUUGGAUACUACUGAUAUUGGAUUUGAAUUGUGUUUAGCACUCCAUGAGAGGGGUGAAGGCAGAAACAACCAAUCUUUCUUUUUUUGCAGUGACUACUAAACCUGCAAUAUUAAAUUUUCACAAUAAAAUGACUACUUAUUUACCUCUUUGUAGAGUUGCUUAUUUGUGCUGUGAUGAAGUGUAUCAAAGCUUUCGUAUUUAAUGUAUUGAUGCUGUUGAGCCUCAAAAUAGUUUCUGGAAAUGUUUCAUACGUGUCCUCAUUGUACAAGUAUAUUGGAAUUAGGUAGCAGACUUGCUAGUUAAGUAGAGACUUACAGGCCUGCUUUUCAUAGGAGUUCAGAAAGUGAUAAUUACUUUCUGUGAAAGAUGCAAUAUAUACAUAUAUAUUAAAUAUAUUUAAGCGUUUCUGUGUACUUUGGGAUGGCUAAGAUCAGAACUACUGAGAAUAAAGUACCUGGUACUUGUCUUGA
Messenger RNA from Meleagris gallopavo (turkey), 3695 nucleotides. The record is from RefSeq and is a predicted model, not a curated record. NCBI's taxonomy places the organism in Eukaryota, Metazoa, Chordata, Aves, Galliformes, Phasianidae.